UCGUGUGCUCCGCUCUGGCGGGUUGUUUGGAAAAUUCAGAUUGUGUUUCCACCGUAAACUUUAGGACGUCAACUGUGAAACUAAACAAAAAACUAUUUUCCAAGUACAACAGCUGACCUAAAUAUAGGUUACUGUCUUAGUAACAAUGGACGAGGCUGCGAAGAGUUUUCUCCAACGACUCAUGAGACGGAUACCGAGUCAGAAGCUGAAAACGACGCUGGAAAAGUGGGGCCGUUUGACUGUCGAACAGCAACAGUCCCUCGAUUUUUCUCAACCAAAAUGGACGUUAACGGAAAACCUGUGGGCUAUUUGUGAGGAGAAUGAAUGGACACUGACGCGUAUCACAGAGCUCGAGAUGAUAUAUAUCAUUGAUAAUCCUAAUCAGGGAAUGUGGUAUGCCUACCAGCUCUUGGACCCUGAAGAUGAUGCUCACUCUGUAGAGUUGACACAAUUUAAAGAACAAUUCAGAUCUCACCUCAGGGAGCUUGUAAGACAUGUGUCUAUCAAAAUAAAGAAGCACACAGAUGAAGCUGUAUGGAUGCGGAUUGCCUGGGGGGACAGCUUCUCUCGCCCUAACCACCUGAAACCAACAUAUGUUGUUCACUAUCUUCAGACCCCAUAUGUCUUUGUGACCAGCCUUACCUCAAAGCAGAAACCCCUGUUAUUCCAAGCCUUGGUUUUAUCGACAAGAUACCAAACUAUCAAGGAUGGAAAUCUCAGUGGACGGAAACUCACUGCCAUCAGGGAGCUGCUGAUGAGACAAUACCAACAGGCGUUUCCCUCAAAAUAUCCCAGCCCACUUACAGAGAUGAACCCAACUUUCUCAAACCCACACAUAGAAAAAGAACAGGACGGGAAUGCAGCAAAUCGACAGCAGAUGGCCUGUGAAGCCUUUGGUGAUGGGACAUUACCUCAGCUACAAUCUGCAGUUUACAAGCUGCAAACAAAAUUCAGAGACCAAACCAACAAGAACAUGACAGAGCGAGACGAGCCCUUCAGAUGUGUUGUCAAAUUUACAAGCACCAACCUCUUAGAGUCCCUCAGAGACUGCGCUUCUUCAGGAUUUGCCUCCACACCUGUCACACCUCUGCUCUCAUCAAUUUCUCUAAAAGGAAAGAAUUACUUUGUCAUCACAGACAAUAGCCCUGGCGCCUCCUCACAAACACAACGGCCACAGAACUAAUGAGCAGCGGAUCCUUGAACUAAUGGACUCAUAAAUGUGCACACAACUGAUUUAUCGGGGACAGGACCUUGAAUUAAGGGACUAACACUGUGGCCAACCUCUGCGUCAGACCCACUCAUGAUUUGACAUUUUCAUUGAUCCUCCUGAUGGACAAAGCUUUUAAAUAGUCAGGGAUCUUGGAGGUAGCUUUUAUGGUUCUUAUUUAUAUGUGCUUCCAGAUGUGAAUAAAUCAAUAGUAACAGGUA
Messenger RNA from Cheilinus undulatus (humphead wrasse), 1428 nucleotides. It is a transcript of the gene cenpn, whose product is annotated as centromere protein N. The transcript has 10 exons. The record is from RefSeq and is a predicted model, not a curated record. Gene Ontology annotation, biological process: chromosome segregation; CENP-A containing chromatin assembly. Lineage: Eukaryota; Metazoa; Chordata; Actinopteri; Labriformes; Labridae. The coding region runs from base 146 to 1183 and encodes 345 amino acids.